Molecule: messenger RNA, 3164 nt
Organism: Panonychus citri (citrus red mite)
Lineage: Eukaryota; Metazoa; Arthropoda; Arachnida; Trombidiformes; Tetranychidae
Product: tetratricopeptide repeat protein 14-like
Exons: 12
Coding region: 738-2963 (741 amino acids)
Molecular function (GO): protein binding
Source: RefSeq, a predicted model, not a curated record
AAAAAUUUGCCUCUGAUUUAACAUUCGGUUUAAUUGAAUUGUUUUUAAAGCUAAACCAAUGUUUGAUAAUUGUUCUAAAUUCAUCUUAAUUGGCCGAUAAAAGGACUCGCUGUUGUUAUCUGAUUAGUUAAUUCCAUGAAAGAAACAAUAAUUCCUCUGAGUCAAUAAUCAAUUGUCCAUUUAUCGAUAGAUUCUCAUUUACACUUUUUCCUUUUUUUCUUAGUGAUGUGAUUAUGUGAUUUAACUUGUUCAAUUUGUAUUUUCUUUGUUAAUUAGUCACUAAUUAUAAGUGUCAACACCGUCAUAUCUCCUUUAACUGUGUACUUGUCAUUUAAAGUUAAUCAUCGAUGAAAAUAAAUAUUUACUUUGUUUUCUUUAACUUAUGAAACUAUGGAACCUAAUUACAUUGGUUAUCGUCCUCCAAGGCUGGUCGACCCUCGGUUAGCUUAUGGAAGGAGUAGAUUUGGUCAAUUCCCAAUGAAUCCAGUUCUCUGGGCUUACAACCACAACCGAUAUUACACCCAACAGUUGAACCACCAUUGGUGAAUCUCGUUGAAACUUUCGAUCAACCAAUUUAUGUUAACUCAGAUGUUCGGUCUCGUUCUCAACAUCAACAACCUCCCCCUUCUUUACAUUCUCAUUCUCAUUAUCCACCACAAUCACAUAAUGAGCAACCUGCUUUAGAGAAUCAGUGGAAUAGUAAUGUUUACCAAUUCGAUUUGAACACCAAUCAGUCCAUGGUCGAUCCAAUUCGAUCGAGACUUACAAGAUUUGCUCAACGUUCCAAAGAGAUGGUAGAAAAUCAAAAGAAAUUGAUUCAUAAGCAAGUGAGACAAUUAGUUAGUGAAAAGAUGGAAGAAGAGAUCUGUGCCUGCUUACCACCGAUCGAAACUUUCACCGGUGUGUCCAAAGUUUGCCGGAGGAAACAUUUCUACGAGAGUCUAGUUAAAGGUGAUAUUCUUUGUGUUGAGGUUACUGCUCACGCAGAAAGUUGUUUAAUUUGUACAGUUCUUUGUAUGGAUGGAGGUAAAAGAAGAGACAUUCACGAUUGCGAGGUAAAAGCUUAUUGUCCUUCGAUUAAUUGUUUGCCUCCCACCGGAUCAAAUUCUGAAGAUGGUUACCAGCCAAAAGACACUCUCAGGGUUGUUGUUGUCGGUUAUAAUGAUUAUGAUCUUAAAAUCAUAGUUUCCAUGAAAGAAGAGCAUUUACCUAAAGAGCUAAAGAAAAAUUUCAAAAUGGGUCCCAUCAAUGAUGAUGAUUUACCAAUACAUUUUAGAAGGCAAAUCGUCAUGAAAAAGUUUGAUUAUAAUGAAAUGCUUCAGGCAACCCUGUCGUUUAACAACCCUGGUGCCUCAUUGUAUCUCGCUCAGUUUUUUGAACUUCCAAUAUCUCAACGAUUCUCAUUCCUUAGAGAUUUCCACAAUGUUACAUAUCCAGAAGAUGAAUAUUUCAAGCAUUUGAGAAAAGUUCAAUCAGCUGAAAACGCUCGACAAAGUGUUGAAGAUGGAGUCAAUUUCUUAAAAGCAGGUAGCUAUUUAGAGUCACAACAAUGUCUAAAUAAAGCAUUACAAAUGGACAGUGACAAUAUCGAUGCUCUCGUCGCUCGAGGCUGUUUAUAUGCCAACACUAAUAGUCUGAUCAAAGCGGCCGAGGAUUUUGAUAAAGCUUUGUCCAUAGAUCCGGAACAUAUCAAUGCAAGGAAAUACAUGAGUGAAACUUUACAAGAAAUGGGAAAACUAUUUGAAGAGAAAGGUGAUUAUGAUAAUGCUUUGCGAAGUUAUCGUCGAUCGUGCCAAGUAAAUGUUAAAAACAACGAAGCUUUAGAGACUUUGAAAUCGUUAAUUGAAAAGAGAGGAACUCAGAGAAGUAGAUCAACUCAAGACGAGCUUAAAAACAUGUACAAAGAUCUGAAAGAAAAAUCUUAUUAUGAAACAUCUCAUAAACUUACACUACUUUUAGAAGAGGAUAAAAAAAGAGGACGACAAUCAAGACGGAAUAGAUCAUCAUCAUCGUCAUCUUCAUCAUCUGAUUCUUCAAUAAGCUCUACGGAUUCUUCAUCUUCAUCAGCAAAUUCGGACAGUUCGAGUGAUGGAUCCAAGCGAAGAUCUCGAAGGAAAAAGAAAUCGAAAAAGUCUAAAUCGAAAAAGUCUAAACGGCGAAAAGAAAAGAAAAAAAGAAGAGGAAGUAGAGACUCUAUCAGACCCAUUCCCGGAAUAAGGAUUGAAAAAUCUGUAGAACCAUCAAAGGAUAAAAAGUCUAAUGAGACUGUAUCUCGAAAUACUCCAAAAAGGCCAUCACCGAGAAUAUCGUUUACGAUAAAAAAGAAUGAACCAGAAAUUCGGACAAUUAAACUCACCAAACCUUUCUCCGCUUCCUCGUCGAAAGCAUCGCCUCCCAAACGCAAUCCGACAACCGAAAAAAUUGUUUACAAUUUAGAUAAAUUGAAGCCAGUUUCGAUUGAAUUUGUCCGCAACGGACCAAUCGAUAAACCUGUUGAAUCUAAGCCACUUGCAAGGUCACCACCUCGAACAAGAUCUCCACGUAGAAGUUUUGGUAGACUGUAUAUACCUAGAAGAUCUCGAUCACGUACACGAUCACGUUCUCGAUCUCCGUCAAGAAGACGUUCACCAGCUCGAGGUAGAUGGCGAAGAUCACGUUCAAGAGGUCGCUCCCGGUCUCGAUCAAGAGGUCGUUCUCGAUCUCGAUCUAGACCUCGUGCCAUUUGUAGAGCUAUACUCAGCCCAAGAAGACCAAGGGGCAGAUCUCGAUCACCACGACGUCCUAGACGAAGCCCGUCAAAGGAAAGAUCAAAAAGACCAAGUCCAUCUCGAAACUCGGAUAAAACGGCUAAAACAGCCACUCUCACGAAAACAGUAGACGAAGCUAUUAAAAAAGUGACCGAAGAAGCUAAAAAGCUUGAUGCCGUUUUGAAAGAUCAAACGUCCGUUACAAAGACUAAUUGAGAAAUAAUCAUUUUUACUUUUCUUUUUUGGGGCAAAAAAAUUAAUUUUAAUAUCAGUAUUUUCGGUCACAAUCCGUAUUGUAAAUAAUAGAAAUUAAUUCCAUUUUUACCCAUUGUAAAUUCCCUGAAUCGGGCAACACAUUUGACCGCAAGUGUAUUUGAAACAAUUUAAAUGACGAUAAAAUUUGACAUUAACCAUCAA